Culicoides brevitarsis is the source of this 5342-nucleotide messenger RNA. RefSeq names its product nuclear pore complex protein Nup214 (gene Nup214). Gene Ontology annotation, biological process: RNA export from nucleus; protein import into nucleus. Gene Ontology annotation, molecular function: protein binding; structural constituent of nuclear pore. The coding region runs from base 84 to 5270 and encodes 1728 amino acids. The transcript is spliced from 5 exons. Gene Ontology annotation, cellular component: nuclear pore. The record is from RefSeq and is a predicted model, not a curated record. Lineage: Eukaryota; Metazoa; Arthropoda; Insecta; Diptera; Ceratopogonidae.
UGCGAAUUUUCAGUGUCUAACGUAGUUUCAGUGUUAAAAAAACAAAAAAUCGGACAAUUUGCUAUUGAAAUACGAGCAAAACGAUGGCGCAACUUGCUCCCGACAGUGUCGAUGUGACGGAUUUGCAAUUCAAACUUCAAAGCAAAGCAAAGUUAUUCAACUCGCAUGACGAUGCAAACCUCAAUUGUCACAAUUUAUUAGCUGCAGCAAGCACCCACGGACUAAUUUUCGCCGGAAGCACAAGUUCAGCGGAUCUGCGGGUCGUUCAACUAUCAUCUUUGACGUCAGAAGACGCUAAAAAUGGUUCGCCGGUACCCACGAGAGUCUUUGAGCUGCCCGGCAAGCCACUCCAGAUCGCCGUAAAUUGCGAUCAUUCGUUGCUGGCAGUUGAUGUCACCAAAAACGGCAAUUGUUUCUUGCAGAUUUACUCUGUUCCAUCAUUUUACACAAACGAUGUCACUUUAACGCAUGAAUUCCCUAUUCACGGUGCUUGUCACAGCUCCCAACUCUUAUGGAAUCCCGUAGCAAGUGAUGUUUUAGCUGUUGUAACGGAAAAUGGGGGGCUUGUAAUGUACACAUUGAAGUCCCCGGGUAAUGAAAUGUGUUCCUUGGAUGGACAACAAUCCGUUCAAUCAGCUUGUUGGAGUCCAAAAGGCAAACAAAUCGUCGCCGGCUUCCCGAAUGGUACUUUAAUUCAAUUUAAACCGGAUUUAAAGCCUGCUCGACAAAUCCCGUGUCCCCCGAAUGUCUUGGGAGGCAGUUCUUUCGACACAAUUGCCAUUCAAUGGUUGGCUACGUACCAAUUUGCGGCAGUUUUUCAAAGCAAAGCUGAAGAUACGACCCCAGCUUUGUUUAUUGUGAAUGCCCCGAAGACCGGAAAUGCCGCGUAUAUCAAUUACGACGACAUUUGUUACAGUCAAUCGGGUCCCCGAAAGUCACAAGUGUUCUUGUCGCACAUUUUGCCGUGGAAUUUAUUGAUUGUGGCAUCAGCAAACAGCAUGGAAGUUGGUCUCUUAGGGACGACAGAACAAGGGGACUUUCCGACAUGGAAACAAUUUGUCCCGUCGGAUAAUGCACGUGCAGAGCUUCCAUUGACAGCAAAAAAGCAGGAAACGUUCCCUUUGGGUCUUGCAUUGGAAGUUGGAGUCACCCAUCAAAUCACGAUCGGCGAACAAACGUUUCCCGUGAUGCCCAUGAUUCAUCUUCUCUCGACCGAUGGACUUUUAAUUUCGUUCAAUUUGCUGAAUACGAUGCCAAAUGCCGUGGGAAUUUGUUGCCCUCCCAAUCCGAUAAGGAAUAACAGUGGUUUAGGACAUUUUAAAAUCCCAGAAUUGACCGCAACUCCCAAUAAAACAGCAACUCCGCCCGCAGCUACAAACAAAGCUGACAUGACUUUCUCUCUCGGGCAAGGAAAUGCGACAUCAACUCCGGCUCCCGUCAAAUCUCUCUUCGGAAAUGCCCCGAAUAACGCCUCAGAACCCUCAAAAACUGCGACAAAUCUCUUCGGAUCACUUCCCGCAGCGAAGCCUCCUACGUUUGGACCUCCCCCGGGAACCGCUGGAUUCGGAUUUGGUGGCUUGGGAUUUCAAUCGCCCGCAAUUUCGGCACCUGCAGCAACAGUAACUGCUGAAAAACCUCCCGCUUUUGGAGCUCAAGUAUCAAAACCGCCAACUUUUGGGUUUGGAAAUGCUCCUGCUGCAGUUUCUACGAACGAACAACGCCCAAGUGCGCCAACUUUUGGUCAACCAUUGGCUUCUACGGCACCAAGCGAAGCUAAUAAACCGUUAAUUACGGUUCCGCCGACUUAUACGGCAGCAACGAAGCCUCCUGCCACGACGGGAAAUCAAAAUAAGUCACAAACGCAAGUUCAAUCGGGCAAAGCGGGAAGUCCUGACACGACAGAAGACGCGAAAAUCGUUCAAGGCAUGAUUCGCGAAGAGAUUUUGAACUUCCAAAAGGACUUGAAAGAGCUAAUUGCGCGUUCAAAAAACAUCAAUAUCGACAUAGGAACGAAAGAGGAGUCAGUUUCGAUGGCAAAACAGCUUAACGAGUUGUCAAAAUUGAAUAAGGAAGCAACGGAAGUGAAUGAUUCGCUCAGCUCGGAUGUUCAUUUGUUGCGUUUGAACCUUAAUGAGACAUUUGCGAUGGUAACUGAGGCAAAAAACAAACAAAAAUUGUACCAUUCACAGAACCACCUCGAAGAUCGGAGCUCUUACACGAUGAGUCAAACGAGUAAAAGGCAACUUGCCCGCCUGGAAUCCAUGCUAAAGAUGGCAGAAACGCAACUUUUCACGAUAACACGACAAAUUGACGCCCAAUGGGCCGAAUAUCAGGACAUGCAAAAGCAAAAAACGCGUCAAACGAUGAAAAUUCCCAGCUUAGAAGGCGUUUAUCAGACAAUUUCGAAGCAACGAGAUAUUUUGGCGCGUCAUCGCAUGACCAUAAAUAGCUUGAAACAACGUUUAGGCAUGCGAGAUACCGUUAAAGCGCUCGAAAUCACGAGUCAGGACCCCGUCGAGUCACUUACCGACUCAAUUUUGUCCAUGUCAAUAAUCGAUCAAGUACAAAAAGAGAACGAAAAAUUGACUCCGAGGAAGCUCGAGCUCUUGAAAGAGUGUUUGAAGCGUCAUAAAAUCCAAAAAAUCACUCCGAAACGCCCGGAUCGACAAGAUAUCAACUCGGAAGUGGUCCAAGUGAAGCGAGAAAAUAUGCGAAAGACACUUUUAAAGGCUGAAAAGAAAGUUGAACCCGUGAAACCAGAGGUAAAAGCUCCUGAACCUGCGAAAUCUGUGCCUCAAGCGAAGUUUGAACUACCAAAACCUGUAAUUCCGACGCAAAAACCCCCGAGUUUUGCAUCUCCUGCACCGCCAACGAGUGUUCCGAUGAGCAAACCAAUCGCAGAAAAGCCUUCAACGACACCCGCAAGUACCGCAAGCUUCGCAUUCGGAGGAAAUUCAAGCUUUUCCGCGACAUCUCAACCCGCCAAAACCGAAACUCCGAAAUUUUCGUUCGCGCAAUUGACGCCACAAGCUCCGACAGCGACUUUUGGGACAACAGCAACGAAUUCUCCCUUUGCGACAACAGCUCAAAAGGUCGGAAAUGAGAAAUCUGAAUUGCCUAAACCGACAUUUGGUGAUUUAAGUUCGAAACCUGUAACAACACAACCUUCUUCAGCAUUUUCUUUUGGCGGAUUGAGUACUUCUAAGCCGACAGAGACUUCGAAUACGACAAAAACGGAGAGUCCAUUGCUUUUUGGAACGACAACGAUCACUCCUGUGGUGAAACCUGUUGAAGAAAAACCGAAAGAAGACCCGCCAAAACCGUCAAUCGGUUUUACGCUCGGAGGAAGUGCUUCAGGAGGACUUUUUGGAUCAUCUACUGCUUCGACAACUCCUUCAACUACGUCAUUUUUCGGCGGAUUUGGACAAAAAUCGACACCUGUGGAAGAGAAAAAGGAAGAAAAACCUGUUGAAGCUCCGAAAUCUCCGUUGGCGAGCUUAGUUGAGACCGUAAAUCAAUUUGGAGCGCCAUCUACUGCGUCGCCAGCUGUUACAAUUAGCACAAAACCCGCGGAAAAGCCUUCUCUCUUCGCCGUGCCGAAGGAAAAUACGCCGGAAAAGGAAAAAACUCCCGAAAUUAUCAAGCCGACAGCGAAAUUUUCCUUUGGAUUUGGAGCUGCGGCGUCUUCGGGACCAACAGAUGCCAAUAAUGGAAAUUCUUCGACAGCGCCAAGUACAGAAACGACCCCGAAAGCAGCUUCAGAAGCAUCUACAGCGAGUGCAACGUCAACAAAGUCGUCAGAAUUUAAUUUUUCGAGCGCUGCGAAGGGUUUGGAGAAUAAAACGCCCUUUGGAGGAGCAACAACAGAAGUUAAACCAGCAUCUACUGGAUUUAAUCUCUCUUUUGGAAGUGCAGCUCCUGUUACAGCUUCAUCUGGUAAUGUAACAUCAACCACUGAGACAACAACUCCCGCUACAAAACCUUCAAUUUUUGGUUCAAUCACGCCUUUGGGGGCUCAAACUCAGCCAAAACCAGCUGGAGGAUUAUUUGGAAGUUCAGGAACGGGACUUUUUGGAUCUCCAAGCACGACGACGACAACAACAGCUUCCUCUGGAGGGUUAUUUGGAGCGACAACGACUGUCACAACAACCGCAGCAACGGGAAUUUUCGGUUCUGCGGCAAUAACAACGACAACAGCAUCGACAGGAAUCUUCGGAAGCGCUUCUGUGACAACGACAGCACCUAAAACGGGUCUCUUUGGAUCAGUUGCUUCGCCUCCUGCAGCAACUACGAGUCCUGUGACACCUCCUGCUGUCACAACAGCUUCGUCAACAGCUCCUGCGGAAGGAUUGUUCUCGAGUUUCAACAUUUGUUCGCCUUCGUCGCCCGCUAAUAACGCAUCUCAAAGUGCUUCGAGCAUUUUUGGCGCAAGUACCGGCUUUGGAAAUGCCUCGCAAUCGACAAAUUCCAUCUUCGGGGGCGGAAAUGCAGCAACAGAGAACAAAACUUCGUCAAUUUUUGGGUCCUCGACGCCAUCAUCGCCAUUUGGAGCGUCAAUUCCGAAACCAGAACAGAGUGUUUUUGGAGGAGCUUCAUCUGGCACGAGUAUUUUCGGGCAAUCUGCUACGCCAGCAGCUGCAAGUCCCUUCGGGCAAAGUCAAACGAGCUCGAUUUUUGGAGGAGGAGCGACAGCAACAACAGUUGCGAGUAGUCCUUUCGGCGGAAAUGCGUCUUCGACAACGACAAACAGUCCAUUUGGCGGAAAUAAUGCAACGCCAGCUGCGAAUAGUCCCUUUGGAGGAGGCGGCGGAUCGUUAUUUGGCGCAGCAAACAGCAGUCAAACGCAAUCUUCGCCCUUUGGACAACAAUCGUCGACAUUUAGUCAAGGCGGAUCGCUCUUCGGAGGAAGUUCGACGUUUGGAAGUGGCGCAGGAACGACAGGAAGUACUGGAUUUGGAGGUUUUGGAGCAGCUGCUCAAACACCUGUUUUUGGAGGCGGAGCGACAUUCGGAUCUCCCCCAGCAUUUGGCGGAGGAGCGUUUUCUAAACCAGCAUUCGGAGGAGCUCCCACAUUUGGAUCAAAACCACUCUUCGGAUCGCCAACACAAGCCACAGCGCAAGCCUCUGUUCCCACAAACAACUUAUUCGAACAAUUGGGAUCUCAAGGCAGCGGCCCCACAUUCGGCAAUUUGGCACAAGCAAGUCCCCCACAACCUCAGCAAGCCCCGCAAUCUUCAUUUGGCGGAUCGGCAUUCAGCAGUUGGCGCUAAAAUUAAGCUUGAUUCUGUUAAAAUAGUUUUGUUUAUUCAAAUUUAAAAGAAAUUUCGUUAAAAUAUAUUUUU